Molecule: messenger RNA, 795 nt
Organism: Suillus subaureus
Lineage: Eukaryota; Fungi; Basidiomycota; Agaricomycetes; Boletales; Suillaceae
Exons: 2
Coding region: 1-795 (264 amino acids)
Source: RefSeq, a predicted model, not a curated record
AUGAAUAGACUUAUAGUGGAUCCUAACCUGGAACACUGUCCAGACUUCACUUUGGCUGCAUUCCAACCCAGUUGUCUUCUGCUCUUAAAUCCCUUGACUGAUGAUGCACAAGCAGCUGUUAUGCUACAGAACAUCUGGCUGGCCAUGAACUCUACUCUAAAAAUUCAAUGGCAGCAGCAACUUGACUCUGACACAUUGGAAGUCACAGAACAACAAUGUCUACUUGACAAAGCUGCUGAGCAAUGUCUUGAUGCUCAAAAGCUACAAGAUGCUGUUCUUGCUGAGGAAGACAGGAAGAAGAACCAUAUCCAUCACAUUGUUAUUCCUGACCAUCCCCACCCCAAGUGGGCUGCUGAGGAAAUUCUUGUCUCAGACUUUGCCUUGUGCAAACUUGACAAAGCGCAAUUCAUGGAACUAUACUACUGGACUAACAAGGGUCUUGCUGAUGUGAGAACAAACUUCUGUACUUUGGAUGAUGACAGCAUGGUUCCAACAGUGGGUGUUGAUGGUUCUGCUACAUGGAUAUCAGCCAGUGUGGCUCAUCCAGCCACUGGUGUCAUUCCUGACCACCUCCUAGCUCUGCUUGAUUUUUCAUGCGCAAUUCCCCACUUCAUUGCCUCUCAUGAGCAGCAUGGCUGGGCCAACUCUCACAUCAUUAUGUUAGCUAACUUCUUUGGUGCCUUAAUGUUACAUAAGUACUGGACCUUGGACAACAUUUUGGAAAUGAAGAACAGUGCCAUGCAUGGCACCAGGCCAUUACACAGCCCUCUGGUGCUUGGAACAUCUCCAUCAUAG